This is a messenger RNA of Enterobius vermicularis (human pinworm), 1842 nucleotides long. NCBI's taxonomy places the organism in Eukaryota, Metazoa, Nematoda, Chromadorea, Rhabditida, Oxyuridae. The record is from the annotation of a GenBank genome assembly.
AUGCCUCCGAGUUUACUUGAAAAUAUCAAAGAAGGCACAUAUGGGUUUGUGUAUGGUGUAUCUGGUCCUGUUGUGACCGCUGAAAAUAUGGCUGGUUCUGCCAUGUACGAACUUGUGCGAGUCGGGCAUUCAGAGCUGGUCGGUGAAAUUAUUCGGCUGGAGGGCGAUUAUGCUACCAUUCAGGUUUACGAGGAAACAUCUGGAGUUACUAUUGGUGACCCUGUAUUACGUACUGGGAAACCGUUAUCAGUUGAACUUGGGCCUGGUAUUAUGGGUUCAAUUUUUGAUGGUAUUCAGCGCCCCCUUAAGGGGAUUGCUGACCUUACAGAGUCAAUUUAUAUUCCCAAAGGUGUUAAUGUUAAUGCCCUGUCUUCUGAAGCACGUUGGGAUUUUGAACCAAACAAGAAGCUGCGUGUCGGUGACCACGUAACUGGUGGUGAUGUAAUCGGAGUUGUACAAGAAAAUCAACUUAUUAAACACAGAAUUCUUCUGCCACCUACAUCCUGUGGCACAAUUACGUUUUUAGCAGAUAAAGGGCAAUAUACUGUUAAGGAUAUUGUCUUAGAGGUUGAGUUUUCUGGAGAAAAGACUAAGUUCCCUAUGUUGCAAGUGUGGCCAGUUCGUCAGCCACGUCCAUGUGCCGAGAAGCUGGCAGCGAAUUAUCCACUUCUUUGUGGCCAACGAGUUUUGGACGCACUGUUCCCUUGCGUGCAGGGUGGUACUACUGCUAUUCCUGGUGCUUUCGGGUGUGGAAAGACUGUAAUUUCACAAUCACUAUCAAAGUUUUCCAAUUCUGAUGCUAUCAUUUACGUUGGUUGCGGUGAACGUGGGAAUGAAAUGUCUGAGGUACUUCGUGAUUUUCCGGAAUUGACGAUGGAGGUUGAUGGUGUUACAACAUCUAUCAUGAAACGUACUGCUCUCGUAGCAAAUACAUCAAACAUGCCUGUGGCUGCUCGUGAAGCUUCAAUUUACACUGGUAUCACUCUUGCUGAAUACUUCCGUGAUAUGGGCUUGAAUGUCGCUAUGAUGGCUGACUCAACUUCUCGAUGGGCUGAAGCCCUUCGUGAAAUUUCAGGGCGUUUGGGUGAGAUGCCUGCCGAUUCUGGUUAUCCUGCGUACUUAGCAGCUCGUUUAGCAUCAUUCUAUGAACGGGCUGGCAAAGUUAGAUGCCUGGGUAAUCCUGGAAGAGACGGUUCUGUUACCAUUGUAGGAGCUGUCUCGCCCCCUGGUGGUGAUUUUGCAGAUCCUGUGACGUCUGCAACUUUGGGUAUUGUGCAAGUGUUCUGGGGUCUCGAUAAAAAGUUGGCACAGAGGAAACAUUUUCCAUCUAUCAAUUGGUUGAUUUCUUACAGUAAGUAUAUGAGAGCACUGGAUGACUUUUAUGAGAAGAAUUACCCAGAGUUUGUAGCUUUGCGUACAAAAUGCAAGGAAAUUUUGCAGGAAGAGGAAGAUCUUUCUGAAAUUGUGCAGCUGGUUGGUAAGGCGUCUCUGGCAGAAUCUGAUAAAAUCACUUUGGAGGUAGCGAAGCUUCUAAAAGAUGACUUCUUGCAGCAGAACGGUUACACUCCAUAUGAUCGGUUUUGUCCAUUUUAUAAGACAGUCGGCAUGUUAAAAAAUAUGAUCGCCUUCUAUGACCUUGCUCGACAUGCUGUAGAGGUAACAGCUCAAAGUGAAAAUAAAAUUACUUGGGCAACCAUCAGAGAUCAUAUGGGUGACUUAAUGUAUCAGCUGUCUUCAAUGAAGUUUAAGGAUCCAGUCAAAGAUGGGGAGGAGAAGAUUAAAAAAGAUUUUGACGAUCUACUCGAACAAUUGCAAGUUGCAUUCCGGAACCUUGAAGAUUAA